CAAAUACAUACUCCCCACCACCAUUGGAAAGCUUACAACAGGUAUUUCCAACCACAAUCAUGUCGCCUUCUAAUGAGAUUGUCACGAGGUCACAGACCGCAGUGGCUACCGUCUCACCAGAGCAGACCCUCAAGGCAUGCAAAGCUCUGCUCGCCCACAUCCACAAGACCACAAAGGCCAAGACCUCCGACCCCAGCAAGAAGAAUUUGCUCCAAGAAGAUGACGAGGCCGUCGCCGAGACGCCCAUCUGGCUGAAUCUCACCACGAAGCGCCACAUCGCCGACUCCAACCGCCUCAAGCCCGGCAAGAUCCGCCUCCCGCAUUCCCUGAACGACGACGAAAACACCACCAUCUGCCUCAUCACCGCCGACCCGCAAAGGGCGUACAAAGACGUCGUCGCCUCGCCCGAGUUCCCCGAGGCCCUGCGCAAGCGCAUCACCCGCGUCAUCGACUACUCCCACCUCAAGGCCAAGUUCAGCCAGUACGAGGCCCAGCGGAAGCUCUUCUCCGAGCACGACGUCUUCCUCGGCGACGACCGCGUCAUCAACCGCCUCCCCAAGGUUCUGGGCAAGACGUUUUACAGAACCACCACCAAGCGGCCCAUCCCCGUGGUCUUCCAGUCCAAGGCCGCCAAGCCGGACGCCAAGAAGGGGAACGACAAUAAGUCGGCCAGGGGCAGGGGCAGCAACGGCGCGAACGGCCAGGGGCAGCUCAAUGCCGGCUCCGCGGGAACCAUCGCCGCCGAGGUCGAGCGGGCCCUCAGCUCUGCCCUCGUCCACCUGACGCCGUCCCCCAACACGAGCAUCCGCGUCGGCGUCGCCCGGUUUUCGCCCGAGGAGCUCGCCGCCAACGUCGAGGCCGUGGUCGCCGGCCUCGUGGAGAAGUGGGUGCCGCAGAAGUGGAAGAACGUCAAGAGCAUCUACGUCAAGGGCCCCGAGACGGCGGCGCUGCCCGUCUGGCUGACGGAGGAGCUGUGGCUCGAGGAGAAGGACGUCGUCGCAGAGCUUCCCGAGCAGGACAAGAAGGCGAUCAAGGAGAAGCCUAACAUUGGGAAGAAGCGCAAGGCCCCCGAGGCCGUGACGGAGGAGAAGCAGGGCGAGGAGGGAGCGGCCGGUACUGGUACGCCUGCGAAGAAGGCGAAGAAGGAAAAGAAGGAGAAGAAGGAGAAGGCUGCACUGCCGACGAGUAACGACGAGGAACUCGAUAAGCAGAUUGCCGAGCGCAAGACGAAGCUGAAGAAGCAGAAGGCGAAGGCCAAGGCAGCGCUCGAAGACUAGGGUUCCUGUUUCGGUUGAAAAGGGGCAAAAGAAAAAAAAAAGGAAAGAGUGGGGGGGGGGG
This is a messenger RNA of Sodiomyces alkalinus F11, 1338 nucleotides long. Its product is annotated as electron transfer flavo protein alpha-subunit. The coding region runs from base 60 to 1277 and encodes 405 amino acids. NCBI's taxonomy places the organism in Eukaryota, Fungi, Ascomycota, Sordariomycetes, Glomerellales, Plectosphaerellaceae. The record is from RefSeq and is a predicted model, not a curated record. The transcript is spliced from 2 exons.